UCGAAAUAGCCUAUCGCAACCACAAAUAGAGUAUUUCUUUCAAUAAAAAGUAGAGCAGCAUAUUAUAAGAAAUAAUGCCUUUUUUGGAAGACAUUGGGUCAUUAACAGUCAAUACACCGCCGUUGCCUUCGGACACAGAACUGGACCCGAUGCCUGUGCGUGAGAUCACACAAACUGACCACCUAAAUAAGCGCUUGCUCCAAUAUUACUUGCAAAAUAUCAUUAGAUCCAAUAAUAAUGAAUCACAAAACCCAGACAACGCCAUCGGAGCUGACGACAAUGAAUUCGAGGAGUAAUGUACAUUUUAUAUAUGUAUUUUGCAGUCAAUGGAUUUGUUGGUUGUGUGUAUGGCGACAGCUGGAGUUAAAGCUAAUAAAUCUUGAGAGCUCGUAAUAAAAA
Messenger RNA from Scaptodrosophila lebanonensis, 399 nucleotides. RefSeq lists its product as uncharacterized. NCBI's taxonomy places the organism in Eukaryota, Metazoa, Arthropoda, Insecta, Diptera, Drosophilidae. The transcript has a single exon. The record is from RefSeq and is a predicted model, not a curated record. Bases 75 to 296 code for a protein of 73 amino acids.